Opisthorchis viverrini is the source of this 11382-nucleotide messenger RNA. RefSeq lists its product as hypothetical. The coding region runs from base 1 to 11229 and encodes 3742 amino acids. The record is from RefSeq and is a predicted model, not a curated record. Gene Ontology annotation, molecular function: dynein intermediate chain binding; ATP binding; minus-end-directed microtubule motor activity. NCBI's taxonomy places the organism in Eukaryota, Metazoa, Platyhelminthes, Trematoda, Opisthorchiida, Opisthorchiidae. Gene Ontology annotation, biological process: microtubule-based movement. Gene Ontology annotation, cellular component: dynein complex. The transcript has 49 exons.
AUGAUACUGUAUCCCCACAUGCAGAAAAUCCUCGAUUUAUGCCAACGACAAUUUGCCCAGAUCGAAAUCACCGAUGUGAAAGCUUACCGUAACUUGGGCGCAGUGGACUUUGAAAAUCUUAAAGCGGUUGUUCAACAAGAAGUGGCGAACAAAAUGGAGAUAUUGACACAGAAAUGGCUUCCAAAGAUUUUCCAGUUAUUUUCGGAUAAAAAUUCAAUACCUCCUCUGCGGAGCGAUAUGCUCGAGUCCUUCUUCAACUGCGUUUCCACUAUCCUGUCAAUACAGAUAAAGCACUUCCUGCAGCGAAAUCUCGAAGAAUGGGUAGACCUUUUUGACGAAGAACAUACAGAAAGGUUGCCAGUGCUAAAGAUGUACCUUACCUAUGAAGACCAGAAAGUGCAGUUUUAUCCAAGUAUGGAAGAUCUGGAGGACCUAAUUUUGUUCAUCAGUGACCAGAUCACUAACUCGCUGCAGCAAGUACCGACGGUGCAGUCCUGGCUCAACAUACCAACUACUAAAAAAUACGUGGAUGCAACGUUGCCACCACACGUAUUAAACCCAGCCAGGGAAAAACUUCGGGCUGCUGUGAAACGCUACCUUGAAAGUCCGUAUAAAUAUUUCGAAAAGAAAUUUGUUGAGCCAUAUUCCUUCUUGUUGGAUGGAUCCGAGGCCAAAAAGGUGGAGAAUUUCCUGAACAGCAAACAGGAAUUUCGAGACUACCGUGAGUAUACGGCCAAGUUGCACGCCAUUGGUCACGAGGUCAUGACUUUGCCGAAUACAGAAUACUUUGAUCUCAUUCGUCUGGAUUGCGAGGAUGUCAAAGUUGGACUGUCUAAAGAAUGUCGGCGCCUUGCCAAUGUAUUGCUGGAACGUGUGGUCUCAGAUUUCAAACAAACGAACAACGAGAUUUGCGCUAGUUUCGAAGAAAUGCGCGAUCGCAGCAGAGCGAUUCCACAGAGUAGUGAAGAACUAAUUGACAUGAUUCGGUACAUGGAGGAAGCUCGAUGCCAAGGCAUGGUUCGUAUGGAAGCAAAGAUAUCGUGGGCCCGCGAAUAUCUUGACUAUCUGUUAGAUGUUUACAUCUUUACACCGGAAGAUAUUGCUCAAAAUAGCGCGGUGUUUUCAUGGAAGGCUCGGAUUCAACCUGAGUUUGACGAGAAUGACAAACUGCAAGAACGAAUGCGAGCCGUUGGUGAGUCCGCGGUAAUUGCUCGUCGAGAGAAACUGACCACGGAACUGAACAGACUGCGCAACCGGGUUGAUGAAUUCAAUGACUACGGAGAGAUGGAUAGUGAAAUGCAAAACCAAUAUGUGCAAGACGUCCGUGCUGUGCUAAAACGUUUAAUGGACGCGGAGAAUGAACGUGCUUGGAUUAACAAGGAGGAGGCAUUAUACAGGCUUCAAGUAACAAACUAUCCGGAUAUCGAAGAGAUCCGAGCUUUGGCUGAACCGUUCCAGAGACUAUUCACCACAGUUGUAAGAUACAACAAGUCAGAAAGAAGAUGGUUACAUGGCGAGUUUGACAAGCUAAAUGCCGAAGCAAUCGAAGCGGAGGUGGAAGAGUACUGGCGCGAAGUUUUCAAAUUGCAAAAGUUGUUUACAGCUAGAGUCAAGAAAAUGCGCAUGGAAUUGGAUGAACGCAGGCGAAAUCAGAGAAAACGUCGAAAGGAAGAGGCACGAGCAGCCGCGGAAGAAGGAGCCGACGCAGAAGCCAUCGCUGCUGCCGAAGCCGCUGCACUUGCAGCAGAAAAAGAACUUGAGGAUGUCAAGCCACCGGCUGCACUGGACAUUAUCAAGAAAAUACAGGCACAGAUGAAGAGUUUCAAGGAAAUCAUACCAGUUAUCGGGAUUCUGUGCAAUCCUGGCAUACGCAAACGCCAUUGGGAACAAAUGUCCCUCAUCGCUGGGCAGGACCUUACGCCAGACAGUGGAACAUCCUUAGCGAAAAUGCUACAACUGAAUUUGGACCCCUAUAUGGAUGAAUUUGCUGGUAUUUCAAGUGGAGCGAGCAAGGAGUUCACCUUGGAAACCAACAUGCGGAAGAUGCGUGAAGACUGGGUCGAAGUUGCUUUCGGGAUGACUGCCUACCGCGAAACCGGUAUUUCUAUUCUGGCUUCAGUCGAUGACAUACAACAAAUGUUGGAUGAUCAAAUCGUGAAGACCCAAACAAUGAGGGGCUCUCCAUUCAUUAAACCAUUUGAAUCUGAAAUAAAGGAAUGGGAGGAGCGGCUCCUUUAUAUCCAGGAGACCAUUGAUGAGUGGCUCAAAAUGCAGGCUCAGUGGCUCUACCUGGAACCGAUCUUCUGCUCUGAGGACAUCAUGCAACAGAUGCCUGAAGAAGGGCGUUUGUUCCAAGUGGUGGAUAGAAAUUGGAAGGAUAUAAUGCGCAAUACGGCGAAAGAUCCGAACGUAUUGAAAGCCACUGCGUUCCAAGGUAUUAAGGAGCGCCUGAAAGACAGCAACGCUCUGUUGGACAAGAUUAACAAAGGACUGAAUGCCUAUCUGGAGAAAAAACGUUUGUUUUUCGCACGAUUCUUCUUUCUCUCCAACGACGAAAUGCUGGAAAUUUUAUCGGAAACCAAAGACCCUUUGCGUGUCCAGCCACAUUUGAAGAAAUGCUUCGAAGGUAUUGCAAAGCUGGAAUUUGACAAUCGGCUGGAUAUCAAAGCGAUGUUUUCAAGUGAGGGAGAAAAGAUUGUUUUGAGCCAAGUUGUCAGCACCUCGGAAGCCCGAGGAGCAGUGGAAAAGUGGCUCCUUCAAGUGCAAGAAUCCAUGCUGCUCUCGGUCAGAGAUGUGAUAGCUGCUGCUCGUGAGGCGUACGAUAUUGAAAACCGUGAGGAUUGGGUGUGCUCUUGGCCCGGACAAGUGGUUCUGUGUGUAUCACAAAUUUUCUGGACCCUAGACGUACACGAAUACCUCCGUUAUGGUGUACAAGGUCUACAAAACUACCAUCAAAAGUUGGAUCAGCAGAUGGCCGAUAUUGUUCGCCUUGUACGUGGGAAACUGAAUGCUCAACAGCGUAUCACCCUUGGUGCGUUGGUCGUGAUUGACGUGCACGCUCGUGAUGUGGUUAGAGACAUGAUCAAGAUGGAAGUCACCUCAGAAAAUGACUUCAACUGGUUGUCACAGCUACGGUACUAUUGGGAAGAGGAAAAUGUCAAGGUUCGCCUGACCAAUGCCACGGUAAAAUACGCUUACGAAUACCUCGGCAACUCACCUCGACUCGUGAUCACCCCACUCACUGAUCGAUGCUAUCGUACACUGAUUGGUGCAUUCCAUUUGAAUUUGAACGGGGCACCAGAAGGUCCAGCCGGAACAGGGAAAACGGAAACUACCAAAGAUUUGGCUAAAGCCCUGGCUGUUCAGUGCGUCGUGUUCAAUUGCUCCGACGGAUUGGACUACAUCGCUAUGGGCAAGAUUCUCUGCAUUAUACGCGCAAUUCAGGCUCACGUUGAUCGCUUCGUGUUUGAAGGGACUGAGAUCGACUUGAACCCAAACUGUUACGUGUGUAUUACGAUGAAUCCCGGGUACGCUGGACGUUCCGAACUUCCGGACAAUCUGAAGAUUCUCUUUCGUCCAGUAGCCAUGAUGGUCCCCGACUACGCGAUGAUUGGCGAGAUUUCCCUCUACUCAUACGGGUUCAUGGAUGCUCGCAGUUUGUCCGUAAAAAUUGUGACUACCUACCGGUUGUGUUCUGAACAAUUAUCUUCACAGCCUCACUACGAUUAUGGCAUGCGUGCGGUUAAAGCAGUUCUUUCUGCUGCUGGAAACUUGAAGCUGAAGUUUCCCGACGAGAACGAAAACAUUUUGCUUUUGCGCUCAAUCCAAGAUGUGAACUUGCCGAAAUUUUUGGCCCACGAUUUGCCCCUAUUUCGUGGUAUCAUUUCCGACCUUUUCCCUGGCGUCGUGCUACCCGAAGCGGACUACACAGUUUUCUUGACUGAAGCAGAACAAGUUGCAAGGGAGCACAACCUUCAAGCAGUUCCAUUCUUCAAGGAAAAGUUAAUACAAACAUACGAAAUGAUGAUUGUACGGCACGGCUUCAUGCUCGUCGGUGAGCCAUUCGGAUCGAAAACAACGGUGCUACAUACUUUAGCUGAAGUGAUGACGCGAUUGAAUGAAAGCGGUCAUGAGGAGUACGAGAAGGUUCUCUUCAAAACAAUCAAUCCAAAAUCUAUCACAAUGGGCCAACUUUUCGGUGAAUUCGAUCCAGUUUCACAUGAGUGGACCGAUGGCGUCACCGCAAAUACCUUUCGAGAAUUCGCAUCAAAUGACACGCCGGACCGGAAGUGGGUGGUCUUUGAUGGGCCAGUCGAUACACUGUGGAUUGAAAGUAUGAAUACCGUACUGGACGACAACAAAAAACUCUGCCUAAUGUCUGGAGAAAUCAUCCAGAUGUCACGAGUUAUGAGUUUGAUAUUCGAAACCAUGGAUUUGUCUCAGGCUUCGCCUGCUACAGUUUCCCGUUGCGGCAUGAUAUACAUGGAGCCGAUGUCCCUUGGCUGGCGGCCGCUUGCCCGUUCCUGGCUCAACAGUCUUCCCCAAGUCUUGGUGGCCGGUGAUGGUCGAGAAACGAUCAAUGCUUUACUGGACUGGCUUAUCGACCCAUGCUUAGAAUUCAUACGUCUCAACUGUCGAUCCAUGGUGUCCACACGUCAGGCUAAUCUGGUCACUUCAUGUCUGGGGUUUGUGAACAUGUUAAUUGACGUACACGCGCAACAAGAAGACGCAUCAGAAAAUCGUUACCUCCGUCUUUGGACGUGCACCGCCUUCAUAUUUGGGGUCGUUUGGGGUUUGGGCGGAUGCUUGGACCUGAGUGGCCGUCAAAGGUUUGACCAAUUUCUACGAGCUGUGAUGCUAGGUCAAGAUGAGCGUUAUCCAGUGCCGAAAGAACUGGGACCCCGGAUCGAAUUCCCUAUGCCAGAGGGCGGUCUGGUCUACGACUAUUAUUACGAGUACAAAAGUCGCGGGUCAUGGAAACACUGGAAUGAACGCAACAAAAACAUUGACCUCUCAACCAACCGAAAUAUUCGCGAAAUGAUUGUUCCAACAAUGGAUACGGCUCGUUAUAAGUAUAUCAUCCAACUUUGUUUAGACAAUGGUCGUCGUCUCAUGUUUAUUGGACCAACCGGUACAGGGAAAUCCGCAUACGUACAAGAAAAACUGAUGCGUGAGCUGGACACCGAAAAAUUCGUGGCCUAUUUCAUGAACUUUUCUGCUCAGACAAGUGCGAAUCAGACACAAAUGAUCCUGAUGUCAAAGGUUGAUCGAAGGCGCAAGGGUAUUUAUGGCCCACCGGUUGGAAAAACCGCUUUGUUUUUCGUCGAUGAUUUGAAUAUGCCAGCAAAAGAAGAAUAUGGUGCACAACCACCGGUCGAACUCCUACGUAUGCUCGUGGAUCAUGGCUACUGGUAUGCUGCUAUAUACACACAUAUAUAUGCUAUGUACGAUCUGAAGGAUACGACAAAACUUAUAUUACAAGAUAUCAAUCUCAUUACUGCAAUGGGACCCCCGGGUGGAGGAAGAAAUGAUGUAACGCAACGUUUUCUACGUCAUUUCCAUAUGGUCAGCAUGACUCCUUUUAACGAUGAAACCAUGUACCGAAUCUUCUCGACUUUGAUGUUGACCUACAUGAGGGUACAAGAAUUCAGUUCCGAGUACAUCAGCAUGGGACAGGUGAUGGUUAACUCCACCCUGGAAGUGUACAAAGCGGCAAUGGAAAACCUGCUGCCGACACCUGCCAAGUCACACUAUCUGUUCAAUCUGCGUGAUUUCAGUCGCGUUAUUCUCGGCAUCUGUCUGAUUAAAAAGGAUCGAGUUGAAGACAAAAAGACCUUCGCUCGUCUUUGGACUCAUGAAGUCAUGCGUGUCUACUACGAUCGUCUGACCGACGAUCCCGAUCGUAACUGGCUGUUUAACUUUAUCAAAAACGUUUUGGUCGACAAUUUCAAGGAGAAAAUCGAUCUUCUUUUCGCCCACUUGACAAAAGGCAAUGGCGAGCCGGUCGAAGAAAAACACCUUAGAAGUCUUCUGUUCGGGGACUUUAUGGAUACGGAUUCCUUACCCGAAGAUCGAGCCUAUGAAGAGAUCAAGGAAAUUUCGGCUGUCUAUCCUGUGAUUGAGCAGUGCCUAGAAGACUAUAAUCAGGCAAACAAAAAGAAAAUGCCGCUUGUUAUUUUCAGGUAUGUGGUCGAACACCUUUCACGCAUUUGUCGAAUCCUCCGCGUGCCAGGAGGUAACGCACUCCUUGUCGGGGUGGGUGGCUCGGGCAGGCAGUCACUCACUCGACUAGCCGCAGCAAUGGCCGGAUAUAGCAUAUUCCAGCCAGAAAUUUCAAAGAACUACGGUAAAGCAGAAUGGCGGGAAGACAUCAAAAUCCUCCUCAAACGAGCCGGCGGUGAAGGCAAACCGACGGUGUUCCUCAUGACAGAUACACAAAUUAAAGAAGAGUCAUUUCUAGAAGAUAUUGAUAACCUACUGAACUCUGGAGAAGUGCCCAACCUUUACAGUUCGGAAGAGAAAGCUGAAGUUAUGGAUAUGGUUCAGACUGCUCAAGAGGCUGCUUCCGGUGUAGGACAGUCAGCAGAUUUAUCUCCGCUGGCGCUGUACGCUCUUUUCGUAAACCGAUGCAAGGAGAAACUCCACCCCUGGCCAGAAGAUGCACUGGAGAGAGUUGCCCACAAAGCCUUGCAGCACCUGGAUAUGGAUGACGAAGUGAGAAACGUGACGGUCCAUUUGUUCAAGUAUUUCCACACCUCCAUAACUUCACUAGCUGAUAAAUUCUUGCGACGCCUUGGAAGAAAAACCUACGUGACGCCAACCUCAUACCUGGAACUGAUCGACAGCUUCCAACGGUUGUUAACACAAAAACAGAAUGAAAUAAGUCGAGCAAGGACGCGCUAUGUGAACGGCUUGGACAAGUUGGCGUUUGCCUCUACUCAGGUAGCUGAUAUGCAAGUCAAACUUGAGGAACUCCAACCACAACUCGUUGAAGCCAGUGCAGAAAACGAGAGCCUACUCAUCGUCAUUGCCACGGAAUCCGUGGCAGUCGAAGAACAACGAGUCAAGGUCAAAGCAGAGGAAGAGAUUGUCAAUCAGAAAGCGGACGCUUCAAAGGCACUGAGUGAAGAAUGCCGGGCUGACCUAGCUGAAGCACAGCCAGCGUUGGACGCCGCUCUCUGUGCACUGGACACAUUAAAACCGGCAGAUAUUACAAUUGUGAAGUCAAUGAAGAAUCCUCCUACCGGAGUCAAGCUGGUCAUGGAAGCUGUAUGCGUAAUGCGCGAUAUCAAACCGGAUAAGGUAAACGAUCCCGCUGGGUCCGGGAAAAAGAUCAAUGACUACUGGGGUCCGUCCAAAAAGCUUUUGGGUGAAAUGAACUUUUUGGCCUCGUUGCGUGAGUUCGACAAGGACAAUAUCAAUCCAGCCAUUAUGCAACGUAUCAGAAAAGAAUACAUCGUCAAUCCGGACUUCGAUCCUGCUCAGGUUGCCCGUGCAAGCUCUGCUGCAGAAGGUCUUUGUAAGUGGAUCAUGGCUAUGGAGCAGUACGACCGAGUCGCCAAGAUUGUCGCACCUAAGAGGGCUAAGCUUGCGGAAGCUGAGGCCGAAUUGGCGGAAAAUAUGGCCGCUUUGAAAAAGACGCAGGCAGCGUUGCACGAAGUGGAAGAAAAACUAGAAAACUUGCAGAAUCAGCUGCAAGCCACGCAAGACGAGAAACAACGUCUUGAAGAAGAGGUGUUGUUGUGCGCUACUAAGCUGGAGCGAGCCAAAAAACUUAUCGGUGGUCUUGGUGGUGAAAAAGACCGAUGGAGUCAGGCGGCGGACCACCUCCUUCAAGUGUACAGUAAUCUAACGGGAGAUAUCCUGGUUUCGGCUGGAGUUAUUGCUUACCUAGGGCCAUUCACAUCGGUCUUUCGAGAGGAAUGUAUACACGACUGGAUCCGAUUAUGUACCGAGUACAAGAUUACCUGUUCCGAAAACUUUUCCCUUACAAACUGCUUGGGAGAUCCUGUGAGGAUUCAACAGUGGAAUAUCAAUGGAUUGCCGCGAGAUGCCUUCUCCAUUGAUAACAGUGUUAUUGUCGCCAUGGCUAGACGAUGGCCCCUCAUGAUCGACCCGCAAGGUCAGGCAAACAAGUGGAUAAAGAACAUGGAGAAGGAGGCCGGUAUCACCGUGGUGAAACUGACCGACAGCGAUUUCAUGCGCAACCUGGAAAACGGAAUUCAGUUCGGAACUCCGGUGCUGUUGGAGAACGUUGGAGAAGAUUUGGAUCCCAGUUUAGAACCUCUACUUUUGAAGCAAACAUUCAAGCAAAGUGGUGUCGAAAUGAUCCGCUUGGGUGAGAAUGUCAUUGAAUACUCCAGAGACUUUCGAUUGUACAUCACAACCAAACUACGCAAUCCACACUACCUGCCCGAAGUGGCAGUGAAGGUGUCCCUGUUGAACUUUAUGAUUACACUAGAAGGUUUGGAAGAUCAACUGUUAGGAAUUGUGGUUGCUAAAGAAAAACCGGAACUAGAAGAGGCCAGACAAGAACUAAUCGUCACAACCGCCAACAACCGACGUAUGCUGAAAGAAACAGAAGAUCGAAUAUUGGCCACCUUAUCCGAGUCAGAAGGAAACAUCCUGGAGAAUGAAACUGCUAUUGAAAUCCUCGACUCAUCCAAACAGUUAUCUGAUGACAUUCAGAAGAAACAGAAGGUGGCAGAAGAAACACAAAAGAAGAUUGACAGUACCCGGAUGGACUACGCACCAAUUGCCAAGCAUUCAGCUGUGCUGUUCUUCUCCAUAACAGAUUUGCCGAAUAUUGACCCCAUGUAUCAGUAUUCUCUAACAUGGUUUGUCAAUCUGUUUAUCAACUCUAUUCACGACAGCAACAAAUCAAAAAUAAUCGAAAAGCGAAUUCGCUACCUGAUUGACCACUUCACCUACAGUCUCUACGUGAACGUCUGUCGUUCGUUGUUCGAAGCUCACAAGUUGUUAUUUUCCCUGGUGCUGUGUGCUAAACUCCUGAUGUCGAGAGGAGAGCUAGAAAUGAGUGAAUUCCUCUUCUUCCUUACCGGUGGUGUUGGCUUGGAGAAUAAACUGGCCAAUCCGGCCAGCAACUGGUUAUCAGACAAAAGUUGGGAUGAGAUCUGUCGUCUUAGUUCAUUGAAGAGCUUCAAAGGAUUCCGUGAACACUUCGAGACCCAUUUGACGGAGUGGAAGCGUUACUAUGACAGCAAAGAUCCACACGAGACUCCAUUGCCUCCACCCUGGGACAAGGUCGACGUUUUCCGUGCGUUAAUCGUUCUACGGUGCAUCCGCCCCGAUAAGGUCGUUCCUGGGGUGCUAAAUUACGUUCGCGAAAAGUUGGGACGCAAGUUCAUUGAGCCUCCUCCGUUCGACUUGGCGCGUACGUACCAGGAUUCGAGCUGUACGACUCCGUUGCUGUUCAUUUUGUCACCUGGUGCAGAUCCGACUAUGGCUUUGCUCAAAUUCGCUACAGACAAGGGUUUCGGUGGUGCCCGUUUCCAGUCCAUCAGCCUUGGACAAGGUCAAGGUCCGAUUGCAGCCAACAUGAUUGCUCAGGGAAAAGCAGAUGGCUCGUGGGUGCUCUUACAAAACUGCCAUCUAGCCGUGAGUUGGAUGCCUGCUUUGGAGAAGAUUUGCGAAGAUCUGACAAUUGAGAAUACGAACGGGACUUUCCGACUCUGGUUGACAAGUUACCCCUCACCGAAGUUUCCGGUCACGGUGCUACAAAACGGAGUGAAGAUGACCAAUGAACCACCCACAGGACUCAGGCAAAACUUACUCCAGUCCUAUUUGAAUGAUCCAAUUUCUGACCCGGAAUUUUUCGGAGGUUGCGAUGGUAAACAGGAAACCUUCGAGAAACUGCUUUACGGAUUGUGCUUCUUCCAUGCUCUUGUGCAAGAACGGCGUAAAUUUGGUCCUCUUGGCUGGAACAUACCAUACGGUUUCAACGAAUCCGAUUUGCGUAUAUCUGUACGACAGCUGCAAAUGUUUGUCAACGAAUAUGACAAGGUACCGUAUGAUGCAAUUCAAUACAUGACAGGCGAGUGCAACUACGGUGGUCGAGUAACGGAUGAACGGGAUAGACGGUGUUUGAUGACGAUUCUUUGUGAUUUUCUAUGCCCAGCUAUUGUAUCUGAUCCAAGGUAUAAGUUCUCGGCCAGUGGACUCUAUUUCGCUCCCAAUAAAAUGGAGUACACAGAUUAUUUGGAGUUUAUCAAGAGUCUACCAGCCACCCAGAACCCUGAAGUGUUUGGUAUGCACGAGAAUGUGGACAUUACACGCGAACUGAGUGAAACUCGAAUGCUUACCGACUCUAUCCUACUGACUGUUGGUCAGAGUACAGCAGGCACUGUUGGGUUUUCUGAUGCCGAGUUGGAUGAAAUCGCAUCAGACAUCUUGGGUAAGAUCCCAGCCGCGUUUGACUUGGAAGAUGCCAUUAAAAAGUAUCCAGUCAAGUACGAGGAGAGUAUGAACACGGUGCUGGUGCAAGAGAUGGAGCGAUUCAACAAUCUAACAAGAGUUAUCAAAAACACACUGACAGACUUGAAGAAGGCCAUCAAAGGUUUGGUGAUCAUGUCGGAGAUGUUAGAAUCUUUGGCUGCCGCUCUCAGCGUGAACAAAUUACCGGACGUCUGGGCAGGAAAAUCCUAUCCAAGCUUGAAGCCUUUGGGAUCUUAUAUCAACGAUUUAACCGAACGCUUGGACUUCUUUCGGCGUUGGUAUCAAGAGGACAAACCACCAACCUACUGGAUAUCAGGUUUCUUCUUCACCCAAGCGUUUCUCACUGGGGUAUUACAAAACUACGCUCGUAGAAAUACUAUCCCAAUCGAUUUGUUGGCUUUCGAUUUCGCAGUUCUACCGACGCAUCAUGAAGAUACGCCUCCAGACGAAGGUGCUUAUGUUCACGGGUUGUUUCUUGAUGGUUGUCGAUGGGACUAUGACGCAAUGGAGCUUGGUGAACAACAACCCAAGGUCCUAAACGAACCGAUGCCCAUAGUACAGCUCAAACCAAUGCUCCGUGAAAAGUUGGAGACAGUUUCGGCCACUCUUAAUCGGUACACUUGUCCCGUGUACAAAACGAGUGAACGGCGUGGUGUUUUGUCCACGACCGGACAUUCAACCAACUUCGUCCUAGCCGUGUUCCUCAAGACCAGCGUUAAUCCGAGUCACUGGGUCAAACGGGGAGCCGCCUUAUUGUGUCAGCUGGAUGACUGAGGAUUCUAGUCAAGGAAAGCUUCUCCUCACUCCCCACACUCCUGAAAAAGAAAAGCCGCAAACGCAAAAGAUCAACUACUACUACUGCCAGAACCACUGGCGCAAAGGCGUGAUAUUUUUGCAGAUUUGUUGCUUUGUGACAAUGAACAUGAG